AUGGAGCUAGAUCAGCUGGAAGAAGGAUGGGCAACAGUGCAGAUGGGGAUUACAAAGCUGAUUAAUAUUAUUGAAGGUGUUCCUGAAUCACCAAUGGACUCGGAAACUAGGAUGAAGAUGUACACAACAGUUUACAAUCUGGGAUCUCCUCCUUCUGAUUAUUCUGAAGAGCUUUACAAAAGGUACGAAGGCGUUUUUAAUGAUUACUUGAGUUCCAAAGUUUUACCAGCUAUUCAAGAGAACCGUGACGAUGAUGUAUCAAUGUUGGAAGAACUCGUAUAUAGGUGGGAUAAUCAUAAGGAUGCUGGGUUUGGUUGCUUUCGUAAAAUUGUCUAUGAGGCGAUGAAAGUUCGAGUUAAGGAUGCUGUUAUCACGCUGAUUAAUCAAGAGCGCGACGGAGAAGAAAUCGACCAAACUUUGCUCAUGGAAGUUUUAGAGAUUUUUCAAAAUAUGGAAUGUUAUGUGGAUGGUUUCGAAACGGCGUUUUUGGAUGACACAGUCGAUUAUUAUACCAAGAAAGUUUCAAAUUGGACUCCAGGAGACUAUACGGUGAAGGCUGAGGAAUGUUUGAAAAAGGAGAAAGAUAGGGUCUCUCAAUAUUUGCGCUACAGUACCAAGGAGAAGCUGUUGAAGGUCGUUCAAGAUGUUCUUAAUACUGUUUCAACAGUUGCUUGA
This is a messenger RNA of Papaver somniferum (opium poppy), 675 nucleotides long. Its product is annotated as putative cullin-like protein 2. Bases 1 to 675 code for a protein of 224 amino acids. NCBI's taxonomy places the organism in Eukaryota, Viridiplantae, Streptophyta, Magnoliopsida, Ranunculales, Papaveraceae. Gene Ontology annotation, cellular component: cullin-RING ubiquitin ligase complex. The record is from RefSeq and is a predicted model, not a curated record. Gene Ontology annotation, molecular function: ubiquitin protein ligase binding. Gene Ontology annotation, biological process: ubiquitin-dependent protein catabolic process; protein ubiquitination. The transcript has 2 exons.